Messenger RNA from Pseudozyma flocculosa PF-1, 2022 nucleotides. RefSeq lists its product as uncharacterized. Gene Ontology annotation, biological process: 'de novo' pyrimidine nucleobase biosynthetic process; pyrimidine ribonucleotide biosynthetic process. Lineage: Eukaryota; Fungi; Basidiomycota; Ustilaginomycetes; Ustilaginales; Ustilaginaceae. Gene Ontology annotation, cellular component: cytoplasm; mitochondrial inner membrane. Gene Ontology annotation, molecular function: dihydroorotate dehydrogenase activity. The transcript is spliced from 3 exons. The coding region runs from base 1 to 2022 and encodes 673 amino acids. The record is from RefSeq and is a predicted model, not a curated record.
AUGCUCGGAGCAGCACGCCUUCGAGGCGCGGCCACCCAAGCCGUCCGGGCAGGCGCAUCCACCACCACCGCCAGGCAGAUCCACUUCGCCGCGCGCCCCGCCUGCCGCCCUUCGCUCGCCGGCUCCCGACCGUCUUCCGCCAUCGCGCAGGCGCAGAGGACGCUCUUCACCCGCACGCCCCCCACGCCGCUCGCAAGGACGCGCCAGUUCGCUUACCUCGUCCUCACGCUGGCCGGCGGUGCUUUCGCCGUGGCCUACUACCUCGACUCGCGAUCCGGCAUCCACCGCUGGGUGGCCAUCCCCUUGCUCAAGGCAUUCACCGAUCCGGAGACCGCCCAGAAGCUGGCCAUCAAGCUUCUCGAGACCGGCCUGGCGCCCAAAGACUUUGGAGUCGAUGACGAGAUCCUCCAGACCGAGCUCUUUGGCAAGACCAUCUCGAACCCCAUCGGACUUGCCGCCGGCUUCGACAAGCAGGCCGAGGCCAUCGAUGGCCUCCUCGACCUUGGCUUUGGCUUCAUCGAGAUUGGCAGCGUCACCCCCGAGCCUCAGCCCGGCAACCCGCAACCGCGGUACUUCCGCCUCACCGACGACGAGGCCUGCAUCAACCGGUUUGGAUUCAACUCCGAGGGCCACUCGGUCAUCCUCAGCCGGCUCCGGGACCGCGUCCGACGAUGGCUGCUCCACUCGACCAAUGUGGCCAGCCUGCACCAGGCCCUGACCGGCUCGCCCGACGGCUCGUCGACGGCCGCGCAGCAGCUGCUCGCGUCGCAUCCCAAGAGCAACUCGGCUUUUGUUGACGCCGUCGGCCUGCCGAGGAGCCUGCAGCACGGCAAGCUGCUCGCCGUCAACCUCGGCAAGAACAAGACGAGCAAGGAGGAGAGCGUGGACGACUACGUCAAGGGCGUCGAGCGCCUCGGUCCGUAUGCCGACAUGAUCGUCGUCAACGUCAGCAGCCCCAACACGCCCGGCCUGCGCCGGCUGCAGCGCCGCGGCGUGCUCGAGGACCUGCUGACGCAGGUGGUCAAGGCGAGGGACGCCAUGGUGAGCGCCCACGUCAACCCGGCCAAGGAGGGUGGCAAGGUGGCGGUGCCGCUGCUCGUCAAGAUCGCGCCGGAUCUGAGCACCGAGGAGCUGCACGACGUCGCCGACGCGGCCAUCAACAGCGGCAUCGACGGCCUCGUCAUCAGCAACACGACCAUCUCGCGGCCCGAGAGCCUGCGGUCGUCGGAGCACGUCCGCGAGACGGGCGGCCUCUCUGGGCCUCCGGUCAAGCCGCUGGCGCUCAAGGCGCUGCAGACGGUGCACGGCCGCAUCCAGGGCAAGCUGCCCAUCAUUGGCUGCGGCGGCGUCACCAACGGCCAGGACGCGCUCGACUACGCCAAGGCGGGAGCGAGCGCCGUCGAGCUCUACACGAGCUUUGGCUACCAGGGCGUGGGCCUGCCGCGCAAGAUCAAAGACGAGCUGACGGAGCUGCUCAAGGCCGAGGGCAAGACGUGGAAGCAGGUCGUCGGCACGGGCGUCAAGCUGUCCGAGGUGACGGUGGCCGCGCCCAACGACAACGUCCCCAUGGGCCUGAGCCCGGCGCGCGACGAGGCCUUCACCAAGAGCGUGGCCAGCGUCAAGCAGGAGCUCGCCGGGCUGCGGCAGAACCUGGGCCUGCCGAGCGCGUCGUCGCCGCCACCGGCCGUGUUUGUGCCGGACCGCGAAAAGGACGAGGCGUACUACACGCUCGUCGAAAAGGCCAACGCGGCGCUCGGGCUGAGCUUCCCGGCGGGGCAGAAGCCGUCGGCGUCGGCGGCGUCGCCCGAGGCGCUCAAGGAUGCGCCCAAGACGCAGGGCGAGCAGGCGGCAGAACGGGCGGCGGCGGUGCUCAAGGACCCCAAGGGGCCAGAGAUCAAGGUGCAGGUGACGGACAAGACCAAGAAGGUGUUUGGCGACAGCCUGCGCGGCCGGGUGGCCGAGGCCGAGGACGCGGCGGCCAACCGGGACUUUGGCAAGGUCGACAAGAGCCGCGUCGUCUGA